Molecule: messenger RNA, 1357 nt
Organism: Drosophila mauritiana
Lineage: Eukaryota; Metazoa; Arthropoda; Insecta; Diptera; Drosophilidae
Gene: CAH1
Product: carbonic anhydrase
Exons: 3
Coding region: 267-1079 (270 amino acids)
Cellular component (GO): cytoplasm
Molecular function (GO): carbonate dehydratase activity; zinc ion binding
Source: RefSeq, a predicted model, not a curated record
CGUCAGUCUGAGACCGUCGGACUUACCAAACAGUCGACGCUCCAAUACGUUCCGCGCUACAACGAUUCAACGAUUGAACCAUUCGGGAUCCAUUCCUCGAAUCCCAGCGCCCAUAUAUAUACACACCCACCAAUAUAGUCCCUAUAAAGCGGACCGCGCGAUCCCCAGCGAAAGUCAGACGCGUGCCACCAACCGCGAGUGCAACAUCAAGAUCCUACAGGAUAAACAGCAGAGCAUAGUUAGCAGCCAUCUAGCCAAAGUCCAAGAUGAGCCACCACUGGGGAUACACCGAAGAGAACGGACCUGCCCACUGGGCCAAGGAGUACCCACAGGCGUCGGGACAUCGUCAGUCGCCCGUGGACAUCACACCCUCCAGCGCCAAGAAGGGCAGCGAACUGAAGGUAGCUCCGCUCAAGUGGAAGUAUGUGCCGGAGCACACCAAGAGCCUGGUCAAUCCUGGCUACUGCUGGCGCGUGGAUGUGAACGGCACCGAGUCCGAGCUAACUGGAGGGCCGCUGGGCGAUCAGAUCUUCAAGCUGGAGCAGUUCCACUGCCACUGGGGCUGCACGGACUCCAAGGGAUCCGAGCACACCGUCGACGGCGUGUCCUAUUCCGGCGAGCUGCAUUUGGUCCACUGGAACACCACGAAGUACAAGUCGUUUGGCGAGGCGGCUGCCGCUCCUGACGGCCUGGCCGUGCUGGGUGUGUUCCUCCAGGCUGGCAAUCACCAUGCGGAGCUGGACAAGGUGACCAGCCUGCUGCAGUUCGUGCUGCACAAGGGCGAUCGCGUCACCCUGCCCCAGGGCUGUGAUCCCGGCCAGCUGCUGCCCGAUGUGCACACCUAUUGGACCUAUGAGGGUUCCUUGACCACUCCACCGUGCUCGGAGUCGGUCAUCUGGAUCGUUUUCAAGACGCCCAUCGAGGUGUCGGACGACCAGCUGAACGCCAUGCGCAAUCUCAACGCCUACGACGUGAAGGAGGAGUGCCCCUGCAACGAGUUCAACGGCAAGGUCAUCAACAACUUCCGUCCUCCGCUGCCGCUGGGCAAGCGUGAGCUGCGCGAGAUCGGGGGCCACUAAGUCGGUGGAUGUUGGACCACUAAGUCCUUGGAUAGUCAACGGAUUCGAGUGUCGUAUGAUUAGCUUUUCGCACCCACACAUCACAUCCGUACGCCUCGAGCUGGACCGGCACAUCUCCACUGUUCAACUCUCGUCUUUAGUUCGUACGCCCAGCAAAAGCAUACCUCCUAUAUGUGCAUCCGUAUCCGUAUUCGCAUCAGUGGAUGUUUAGCUGUAACCUUAAUUGUAUAUGUACGCCUGUUCGUUUGUUUGUCUGUUAAACGUUUGCAAAAUGACAA